AUGAAAGGAACAGUACAGAUAACAUCAUCUGCUAUCAUGAUAAUUUUACUUCUAGUAGUAGAUAGAUCAGAGGGGGAUCCCAGAUCUCAAGUCCUUAACUUAACAUGUUCUCAACAGCGUGCAACCUCUGCAAACUUCAUUCCAAACUUUGUGCGCGUGAUGGAGGAAAUCAGUACCCGAAUCCAAACAUCACACAGAGCAACAGCAGUUAUGGGCACAGGACCUGACCUUAUCUAUGCACUUGCUGAAUGCUAUGGUGAUCUUUCAGCAGAUGACUGUAUGAUAUGUUAUGCUGCAGCACGUACAGCUAUUCCUGUUUGCUUGCCUGGUGUUGGCAGCCAAGUGUUUCUUGAUGGUUGCUUCAUACGAACACAAAACUACAACUUCUUUGAGGAGAAUGCAGGAUCAAAUGACACAGUAAUCUGUGGGAAUACAACAAGGUAUGGUGUAUCUUUGGAUUCAGCAAGGCAGGCUAUCUCAGAUGCUGCGAGGGAUGCACCAACAAACAGGGACUACUUUGCAAGAAAGGUGGCAUUAGCAUCGGUGGGGACAGUAAAUGAGUCUACUUAUGUGCUGGCAGAUUGUUGGGGGACUUUGAAUGAGAGUUCUUGUAAAGAAUGUUUGGAGAGAGCAUCUUCUUCUAUCUUUCGAUGCUUGCCUUGGUCUGAGGGACGUGCACUCCAUACUGGAUGUUUUAUGAGGUAUUCUAAUACCAAUUUUCUCAAUGCUGACCCAACCAGGGGUAAUACUAAUAAUGGAGGAAAUGCCAAAAGCCAGCUCAUUCAAAGGAAUUGUGAAAAUCAGCAAUUGAACACCAGAACCGAUUUCAGUCUGAACUUUGGCCAGGCAAUGGCUGACAUCAGCACCAAAAUGGAAACUUCACAUUUUGGGACAGCAGUUACAGGGACAAAAGCUGAUAAGGUGUAUGGACUUGCUCAGUGUUAUGGUGGUCUUUCUACCCGUGAAUGCAACUUAUGCUCUGCUGAAGCACUUACUACUCUUCCUGGUUGUUUGCCUAGUACAGGUGGUCGGGUUUAUCUCACUGGUUGCUUCAUGAGAGGACACUCACAGCUUGCUUUGGAUUGCAUGGAGGCAUUUUCAGCAAGGAACAUUGGAGGAGCUUUUUGAUCCAAACUUAAUGUUGAACAAUGACACCAGUAGCAACAUGAAGAAGGAAAUAAAAAGUGUGAUACACAUAGGGCUUCUUUGCAUACAAGAAGUCCCAUCACUUAGACCAUCGAUGUCUAUGGCUCUACAAAUGUUAUCUAAAAAUAUUGAACCUUUACCUUCACCUUCUAACCCCCCUUGUAUACCUGAAACCAACACAGAAACAAAUGAGUUUGGUCAAAUCCCUGCUUUUAGGCAUAGAUUAAAUAAUCCUGCUUCACUUCCUACUGUUACACAUACUUCUUUUAGUCCAAGGUAG
Lactuca virosa is the source of this 1426-nucleotide messenger RNA. The record is from the annotation of a GenBank genome assembly. Lineage: Eukaryota; Viridiplantae; Streptophyta; Magnoliopsida; Asterales; Asteraceae.